AUGGCAGGCGAGCAAAAUCACCGGCCCCCCUUUCACGUCAAUGGUGAAUUCAAAGGUGUUGUCCCCGGGGAAAAUCAGCUUUUCGUAGUGCGUGGCGACGUCGAUCGUGACCUCGAAGGACUGCGAGGCCAUCGGGGCGAGGGACUGGGCGCGCAUCGGGUUGAUGGUGAUGGGCAGGUUCGCCAGCUCCUUGCUGUCCAGCAUGAUGAAAAGGGGCUCCGAGCUGGUGUUGGUGAUGCGGACUUUGGUCGUUCGGACGUUAUUGCGGGUCAUGUGGCCGAAAUCGAGCAAAUAGGACGCGAGCACGUAUUUUGUGGGGCCGUUCAUCGAGGUCGAGCUCCGCCGCAUCGUCCGACAGAACGCGGGGCUGGGCGGGCUCGUCUUUUCCCCGCUUUCCUCCGAAUCGGAGCUCGCAACGGGGAAGGACUGGAGCAGGGCCUCGGUGCUGCGCGGGAGGGCGUGGGGGGCGUCGUCCGCCCCGACCUCCGCGUUUCGCUUGGCGAUGAGGGACGCGCAAAAGGUCAACCGCUCCGCCUCGAGGGCCGUGCAAUCCAAAAAAGACGGCGCCGGCGGCAGCGUGGGGAUCAGGCGGGUGGAGUAGAGGGUGGCCGCCCCGCCCUUCGGCUCCACCGCGGCGUGAAUCACGCGGAGGUGGCGGUGGACCUUCGCAUAAAGCGCCGUCGGGGCUCGACGGACCUCGACGCGCGGGUCGACGCCGGUGAUGGCGAUGCUGUUGAAGAGGCCCUUCCCCGUGACGGUCACGCGCUUCGGGUCAAAGUGGCCGAUCGUGAUGAAAAUGUCCUCGGAGAUCUCGUCCGGGAUGCAGGGGGAGAAGGUCACCGUUAG
Molecule: messenger RNA, 846 nt
Organism: Phytomonas sp. Hart1
Lineage: Eukaryota; Euglenozoa; Kinetoplastea; Trypanosomatida; Trypanosomatidae
Source: the annotation of a GenBank genome assembly